Messenger RNA from Auanema sp. JU1783, 1227 nucleotides. Lineage: Eukaryota; Metazoa; Nematoda; Chromadorea; Rhabditida; Rhabditidae. The record is from the annotation of a GenBank genome assembly.
AUGAACUUAACGGAUCAUGUCAUCCAAGAAACGGAAGAAAUUAUCGACUGCUCCAUCCCAAUAAAUGAACGACGAUGGUAUCUAGUAGCUGUGGCUGGCACAAGCUUAAGCUUAAUAAGCUUUAUCUGUAAUCUUAUAAUCGCUAAGGUUCUACUUAGCUCGAAGCAUUCGCAUUUCUACUUUCUGGCCAUAUUGGCUCUGUCAGAUUCAUUUCUUUCGUUUAUGUAUGGGCCAGUAAUAGCUAUGGAUAUAAUUAAAGAUCGUUUACAAAUACUAUGGUUAACCAAAGCAUAUUGGUCGUAUCUGGGACCAUUACUAUCAUUAUGCCAAACAUCCAUGACCUUCUCUACAUAUCUCAUUAUCUUAGCAACAAUUGAAAGAUAUUUAAUUACACAUCGAUCACGAUCUCUAACAGCUUUCCGAAGAUGUCGAACCAUGCUUUCGUUUGUCGUAUUCAUGUUGUCUUUAUUACUUAGAGGAACUGCCAUAUUUGAAAUUGAGGUUCAGAAGAAUUUUAAUUGUACGGGAGUAACAGAGUAUCUGCCGGGCUUGAGAGAUGAAAUCGUCGGCACCUUUUGGUAUGGAACUGUAUUCCGCUUUUACACUAGGAAUAUUAUGACUGUUUUCUUGCCCUUCAUCUUCCUAGCAUAUCUUAAUUACAGUAUCGUUAAAACUUUACGAAAACAACAAAGAUCCGCAGAAAUGUUCCGAUUCUUAAGCAGUGAUCACAAGACGAAAAUACGAUCUGCAACUCGUUUAAUGGUAACUGUCGUGUGCUCUUAUUUAUUGGCCAAUGUUUUGAAUGUUUUAAUUACAUUUUGGGAGCACAUUGAUUCAGAUUCAACACAACAAGUUGAAACAUACCAAUUCUAUGAAACAUGUACAGACGUCAUCUCCGUUUUGUACAUUUUUGUGUGUGCUACUCGCCUAAUAGUGUAUUAUUCGCUUAACAAGGAAAUACGCGAAGAUAUCCAAGCCCAGCUUUGUCAUACAUCCAAGCGGCCUAAACAAGUUGCUGCUCUACCAAGAUUCAAUGAUGGAGUUGGUCAGCAGGUAGGAACUGAGAUUGAUGCAGUAGCUAUAGCCAUAGCACGUCGGUUGAUGUCCUUAGAUAUACGACUGAUUGAUCCAUCAACAACGAAAACGGAAUUGAGUUAUCCAGAUAGUCCUGUACACGCCAUUAUCUAUGCGAAUAAGCAUUGUCGAGACGAAGCAGAACCGGUAUAA